AUGCAGACCUACAGGUACAGAGAAGACUUUGAUGACAUCGAAGAAAUAAGGAUGUUAAGUCAGCUAGAUGGUAUGAGGAAGCGACGAUUUCGUGUAAGACGAGAUCCUUUUCAGUAUUAUAAUGAAGAGGAAUUUAUUCAGCGCUACAGACUAUCUAAGGACAGCACCAGGGAGCUGCUUACAAAAAUCAGACAUCAUCUCCCAAUGUCACUGAGCCGUAGAGGCAUUCCAAUUCCUCCAGGUUUACAGCUACUGGUUGCCAUGAGAUACAUGGCUACAGGAAAAUUUCAAAUAACUCUGGGAGACUGUUCAGACAUGUCUCAACCAAGUGUUAGCAAAUGUGUCCGGAAUGUUUCUGCUGCUAUUGCCACUCUUGCACGAGAAUAUAUUAAAUUCCCCUCUCCCGAACGAGAAGAAGAGUUCAUGCAGGAAUUUGCCUCUAUUGCUGGAAUGCCAAGUGUGAUAGGCUGUGUAGAUGGGACUCACAUUCCAAUCAAGAGCCCUGGAGAGCCAAAUCCUGAACUAUACAGGUGUAGAAAGAAUUUCUUCUCCAUUAAUGUCAUGGCCGUAUGUGAUGCACACAUGAAAUUUACAAACCUUGUCGUAAACUGGCCGGGCAGUGCUCAUGACUCCCACAUAUUCACAUCGUCAAGACUUUGUGAAAGUCUGCAGGCCGGUGAUUAUAGAGGCUUUCUCCUUGGUGAUAGUGAAUAUGCGUUGCGUCCAUACUUACUCACUCCAAUCCAUAAUCCAACUAAUGAAAAGCAGAGGAAAUAUAACAGAUCUCAUAUUAAUACAAGAACUACAAUUGAAAGGACAUUUGGAGUGUGGAAGAGGAGAUUUGCUGUAUUGCAGCAUGUAAGAGCAAAGCGGUCUACUACCAAAAAUAUCAUAAUUGCAUGUGCAGUUCUCCAUAAUAUUGCUUUGAUUUCUGGAUUUCCACUGGACAUAGAAGACAUGCAUUUCGAAGACCCUGACGACCCUGAAAAAAUGGUCAAAUAUGGAAAUAAUGAAGGUCAAGCAAGGAGGGAGUAUAUAGUGGAGCAUUUUUUUUAGUUUAUAAAGUACAGUAAGAUUUAUUUCAUUACUUUGAUAAUCAUUAAGAAUUAAUACGGCUUUAGUUAGUUAGGUAACUACUACGUUCCAAACAUUACUUUAAGUAGUGAACGAUUCAUGUCAUUAAAUCUUAAUAAAACAGUGGUUUCUCAGACUGUACUUGUUCUAUAUUAUUUCUGUUUUAAUGCAUAGUCAUUCAUUCUUAAAUUAUGUUGCCUUAAAUUGUCUAAUUUCUACUUCAUUGAGGUCUUUAAUAAUGAAGCUUAACUCAAUAUGUAAGGUAAUUCACCUGUGAGGUAAUAUGAAGAAAACCAAAGGAAGAAAUAUAGAUUUAUUUUCUCAAAAUGUGGAAAAUUUAAGAAAAAAAAAUUCUAUACAUGACUCUGCAUUUCCUGAAAAUCACAGCUUAUAUUAUAGAUAUAUAAAAAAAAUCGUAGCUGCCAUACUUCUGACAGCUUUUGUAACCAAUGAAACUCUUUGGCAAAAUAAAUUAUUGUAGAUUUAUUUCCUUUAAAUCAAAUUAUUUUAAUGUGUAAAACAUAAGAAAAUAAAUUUAUAAUCUAGAUGCCAUUUUUUCAAGUGUCUUUUCAAUCACUAAUUACAGUUUCACAUUCUUUUUCUUUGAGUGUAUGUGCUGAUAU
Molecule: messenger RNA, 1697 nt
Organism: Homarus americanus (American lobster)
Lineage: Eukaryota; Metazoa; Arthropoda; Malacostraca; Decapoda; Nephropidae
Product: putative nuclease HARBI1
Exons: 2
Coding region: 1-1056 (351 amino acids)
Source: RefSeq, a predicted model, not a curated record